This is a messenger RNA of Scylla paramamosain (green mud crab), 1829 nucleotides long. RefSeq names its product STAGA complex 65 subunit gamma-like (gene Spt7). Lineage: Eukaryota; Metazoa; Arthropoda; Malacostraca; Decapoda; Portunidae. Gene Ontology annotation, molecular function: transcription coactivator activity; protein heterodimerization activity. The record is from RefSeq and is a predicted model, not a curated record. Gene Ontology annotation, cellular component: SAGA complex. Bases 467 to 1513 code for a protein of 348 amino acids. The transcript is spliced from 9 exons.
UGUCUGGUCCAGAGAGACCCUGGUUCUGGUCAGCUUGGGAAUCAAGCGACGUAAACAAACCUGAGUGGUGUUGACGCGAAGCAGCUUUAGAGGAGAAAAGAGUGAAGUUCCAUUAACCAUUACAGUGAGUGACCAUUACAAAGCACAAAGGCAAAAGAUGGAUAAAUAGAUAGGAUAAACUUAGUUGUUGCAAUCUGCAGCUGGUACCCAACAAAGUGAGUAAUCCAGAAGUACCAAAGCAGAGACACAUUGAAUGACACAAGGGUUUAGUGAGCUGUGAGCAGAAUGUUGAAGAAGAAACAAGCUCGUGAAGAUCAUACAUAAGUACCAGAGUCAGUCAGUGGUGAGUAGCUUUGAGGGAAGACCAGACCAGAAUACCUGGAAUUUUCUCUUUCCCUCUGACACCACGAUCACUGCUUAGAAAAGGGAGAAAAAGAGAGGCCAACAGCAAGCAUUGCUGCCAAGGAUGAGCUGUGCUGCAGGUCACUGGGGGGAGGAGGCAGAGCAGCAGCGGGGUGGGGGAGAGGACUGGGGUCUUAGUGCGGCAGACAUGGAGGACUUGCUCACCCCACAGCCACCUGAACCCACCCCGCCAGCCCUCCACCAGCCCUCACCUGAGGAGACGCCUUCCUUUCAGAUUCUGCCAGCUGAGUUGUGCCGUACAGAUCCCCUAGUGCUUCAGACCAUCCGUCUGCUGCAGCACCAGCGCCAGGUGGCCCAGCUCAUUGCCCGAGCACAGACUGUUGGUGUGGACAGCACCAGCCUCCCAUCCUGCCCACCCCCUCCAGAGGACCUUGUUCUUAAUCGCAAAACUACCAAGCCACACUUCCUCAACUUUCUCCCUCCAGAACACACGCCAUUCACCACAGGCAAGACUCAACAGCACAUCCUGGAGGUGGAGGGCAGCAAAGCACGUCUCAUCUUACGCAAGGCAGUGGCCACCAUCUGUGCCCACACAGGAUAUACAGACACUUCGGAAAGUGUGUUGCGACUGCUGACAGAUGUUACACACGAGUUUCUCACUAAGAUCACCCGCGUGCUGCGUGCCAACACUGACAAUCUCCUGCUGACAGACCGCUGCCCUUUCCAUGAUGUGGUGGAGAAGACCCUGCAUGAUGUUGGCAUGGGCAGCAUGAGUGAACUGCAUCAAAUGUACCGUGACCGAGUGAUGCUCUAUCAUGCCAAAGUGCGACAAGAGACUUUUCAGCUUUACCACCAUUAUGUUGCACUGUCUCAGAAUAGGGAGGCAGCCAACACCCCAGGGUCACGGAGGGAGAGCAUUGGAGACUGGUGGAUGGACGAGUGUGGCAGCCAGCAUGGAGCUGGCCAGGGACCAGGGAUGGAAGAGGCCUCAGUACCUUCCAUCAAGAGCACCUCCAGUCUAGACCCUGAGCUCUCCCUGCAUCCAUUUUCUGUUCUCAGCCAACCUGGUGGUGAUGGAGAAGAGACAGUGGUGCAGAACUCUCCUGCCACUUCCCAGACUUUUCCUGCCUACCCACUCACUCCCCGCUAGCUUUUCCCAUCCUUUGAUCCUUUUCUUUUGAUGCCAGAAUAGAUAUGACCAACCAAAAAUUACUCUGACCUUGGUGAACACUUAUGGGCCUAACUGAUAUUGUGUCACAGUUGCAUGCUACCAGUGAUAGGCCUGAAAAGGAUUUUUAUAGAUCAGUUUAUCAGUGUUUCCAUUAUUGCUGUAAAACUGGACAUUAUAGAAAUCCCUCAGUCCUCCAAGUGGUCCCAAGAGUUUCAAGUAGUUUUAUUCCUUCUAGAAUGAUGUGUCACUUUCUGUACUGUAUAUUGUUAAGUUUAUAAUAAAUAGUACAAAGACU